CUAUAUGUCUCCAACCGGACUACUAGGUUUAUCUCUCUAAUAGCGUACUCCCAAAAUUCUCGUCAUCUUCUUCAUCGAGUUUCCAGGCUCCUCCAAUGGCAUCCUCAUCUGCUCUCAAACGCUGGCUUAGACCCGAGGUUUAUCCUUUAUUCGCGGCCGUCGGUGUGGCUGUUGGUAUUUGCGGGAUGCAAUUGAUCCGAAACAUAUGUACCAAUCCCGAAGUCAGGGUGACCAAGGAAAACAGGGCGGCAGGAAUUUUGGAUAACUUUGCUGAAGGAGAGAAAUAUUCUCAGCAUUCAGUGCGAAAGUUUGUUCGUGGCAAGUCUCCAGAGAUCAUGCCUAGAAUCAACAAUUUCUUCACUAGUCCCGAAAAUUAAACUGCUAGUGGAAUAAGAUUCUGUGCUUGUUAUCAUUCAUAAAUCAUGACUGUGAUCAUCGAUCAUUUGAAAAAUUCGAUACUGUUUAUGAUUUCGCCUUGUGAUUUGAAGUUGGACCAUACUUUAAAUAAAUUGUUGAAAACAUAUCAAUUGAUAUUUGCUUUGCCA
Impatiens glandulifera is the source of this 545-nucleotide messenger RNA. RefSeq lists its product as uncharacterized. The coding region runs from base 96 to 377 and encodes 93 amino acids. The transcript is spliced from 3 exons. NCBI's taxonomy places the organism in Eukaryota, Viridiplantae, Streptophyta, Magnoliopsida, Ericales, Balsaminaceae. The record is from RefSeq and is a predicted model, not a curated record.